AUGACAACUCCUGCUCUUGAUCAACUCCCUUUCACUAUCGACAACAUUCCAUACGUCCAGCUACUAAACGCCGCCAUUCUAGGCGUCAUCAGCGCGAAGUCGGACGAGUCCCCAAGAUGUGCUACAGCAAUCGGUGACUCGGCUCUCGACCUUUCAAAGUAUGCAGAGAGUGGCAACUUGUCGAGUCUGGAGUCCGGACACAACUUCUCCUUUGCCAAGGUCUUUGCUGAGGUACUUCCAACGACACCACUCUCUGAAAACCACUCAUUGACCGAUGGUUAG
This is a messenger RNA of Saxophila tyrrhenica, 282 nucleotides long. RefSeq lists its product as uncharacterized. The record is from RefSeq and is a predicted model, not a curated record. The coding region runs from base 1 to 282 and encodes 93 amino acids. NCBI's taxonomy places the organism in Eukaryota, Fungi, Ascomycota, Dothideomycetes, Mycosphaerellales, Extremaceae. The transcript is spliced from 2 exons. Gene Ontology annotation, biological process: aromatic amino acid metabolic process. Gene Ontology annotation, molecular function: fumarylacetoacetase activity.